Molecule: messenger RNA, 872 nt
Organism: Musa acuminata AAA Group (dessert banana)
Lineage: Eukaryota; Viridiplantae; Streptophyta; Magnoliopsida; Zingiberales; Musaceae
Exons: 4
Coding region: 41-772 (243 amino acids)
Biological process (GO): methylation
Molecular function (GO): protein-lysine N-methyltransferase activity; nucleic acid binding
Source: RefSeq, a predicted model, not a curated record
GCUCGAUCAUUUCAUCAUCGCGCAAAAUAUUAUUCCCAAAAUGUCCACGGAGUUGGAGGAGAGGCCGAACCCCGCCGCCGCGGACGACGGCAUCGAGGAAGACGACGAUCCUCCCUUGCUGAGCUCCCAAGCUCUGGAAGCUCUCAGGGAGUUCCUCAGCGAGCAGUCCUCCCUGGGCGGCGCGGGCGGAGGACGAGUAGAUGGCGGAGACGACGACCAGGACGAGGUGCGGUUGGUGGCGGAGGACUGGAGAUUGAGCCAGUUUUGGUACGACCGGGAGACGGCAGAGACGGUCGCGGAGGAGAUCAGGACACUUUAUCGCUCAACCUCUUCUCCCAUCGCCUGCAUCGCUUGUCCAACACUCUACGCGUAUCUAAAGAAGCUUGAUCCUAGUGUUCCAGUAAAAUUACUUGAGUACGAUAAACGCUUUGAACAGUAUGGUGAUGAUUUUAUUUACUACGACUACAAUCAACCGGACGAAUUGCUGCCAUCACUAAAACACAACUACCAAGUUAUCAUCGCAGAUCCCCCUUAUCUGAGCAAGGAAUGCUUGGAGAAAGUAGCCCAUACGAUUUCUCUUUUGGCGCACCCACAAGAUUCAUAUUUGCUGUUGCUCACUGGAGAGGUGCAAAAGGAGAGAGCUGCAGAGCUAUUGAACGUCCAUCCCUGCGGCUUCAGACCUCAGCACACCAACAAGCUCGGGAACGAGUUCCGGCUCUUCACAAACUAUGAUCCUGCAGGGAGAUUGGGUGGCUGGGAGAGAAAGGUUUAAGAGCAUUUCUUGCAUUUUGUUUGUGAUGCAUAUGUGUCCUCAGAAUUCAACUUCUGACUGAUGAUGAAUGUUUUGUUGCUAAUCCGAUGGAAUUACUUUC